AUGUACUCCACCACAUUUUUCUCUGGCUGCUACAUUUAUAAGAUAGAGACUCCACAAGGGGCCUCACCAGUCCUGAAGAGCUCGCCCCGCGGGCACUCACGAACCAGCAUAAAAGCCGGCCCUGCGACUCGCACCCUCACACAAUCUUCCCGACGCCUUCUCCCUCCAGGGACCCUCCACACCACAGACAUGUCCUGCUACGACAUCUGCCACCCCUGCGGACCCACCCCGCUGGCUAACAGCUGCAACGAGCCCUGUGUCAGGCAGUGCGAGGACUCCCGCGUCGUCAUCCAGCCUCCUGCCGUGCUGGUCACCCUGCCAGGACCCAUCCUCAGCUCCUUCCCCCAGAACACCGCCGUUGGAUCCUCCGCAUCAGCUGCCGUGGGCAGCAACCUCAGCGCCCAGGGAGUGCCCAUCUCCUCCGGGGGAUUCGGAGGCUUUGGCCUUGGAGGCUUUGGCUUCGGAGGUCUUGGCUGCAUCAACGGCGGAAGAGCCUGCUACCCCUGCUAA
Messenger RNA from Cygnus atratus (black swan), 510 nucleotides. RefSeq names its product feather beta keratin-like. Gene Ontology annotation, molecular function: structural constituent of cytoskeleton. Gene Ontology annotation, cellular component: intermediate filament. NCBI's taxonomy places the organism in Eukaryota, Metazoa, Chordata, Aves, Anseriformes, Anatidae. Bases 1 to 510 code for a protein of 169 amino acids. The transcript has 3 exons. The record is from RefSeq and is a predicted model, not a curated record.